Effrenium voratum is the source of this 1989-nucleotide messenger RNA. The record is from the annotation of a GenBank genome assembly. NCBI's taxonomy places the organism in Eukaryota, Dinophyceae, Suessiales, Symbiodiniaceae.
AGCCAUUAGUCCCAAAGGGAAGUAGACAAUGUAGUGCUCUGGGCAUGGACGCUGUGCCAUGGCACCUCCACACCAGUUACCUCAAGUCGGGUUGGCAUGGCGGCAGCACGUAUGCCACGGUGCUGCCAGAUGUCCGACAGCCCCGACAGCUAGGGCAGUCAGGCCCAGCUGCGCGGAUCCCCGAGAAGGAGCUGCGACCACGCUCCGCAGGCACGCGACGAGAACAGGCUCUUGAUCCCAGAGUUCAGAAGGUUUGCAGGCUUCUACCUCUUCCAAGGAUUCAGGACAUCAGCGGCAUGUCCGUGGAAGCGCAGGGAGUCUUCCAGGAGGCAGCAAUGGCAAGUGAUGAGCGUUUGGCGGAGGCAUUGAAGAACCCCGACAACCAGCAAAUUGUGGCCAACACCAUUCAGCGAAUACGGCUGUCUGACCUCUCCUGGCUAUCAGCAGAGCCUUUGGCGAAGAUGGCAGACAACAUGAAGCAGCUGCGUGAGUUGAAUCUUCGUGGCACUCGCGCAGAUGACAAGUCCUUGGCCAGCAUCUUUGCAGGAUGUCCAAAGCUCGAAAAGCUGGACAUCAGUUGUUGCACGCUGGCUGACGUGGGGGGCGUCCAGGAACUGUUGGAGCUGCGCGACUUCAGGGCAUCAAGCUGCCAAGCGGUGACCGAAGACCUCGUCAGGUCGCUCUCGCAGCUCCGUUGGCUGGAGGUCGUUGAGCUCUCGUACACAAAUGGAGUCACUGAUCAGGCGUUGGUGCAAAUGGCUUCAGGCUGCAGGGGAUUAAAGCACCUGGCCCUGGAAUGCUGCCCGCGGUUUGCUGACGUAGGACUUUUGGCCAUCACACAGGCAAAUUCAGGCAUCCAAAAACUCCUCCUGGCCUUGAAUCGCAUCUCAGACGACGCGGCUUCCCAGGCCAUGAGUAGCCUCAAGCGGCUGAGGGUCUUGGACUUGGCUGGCUGUCACCAGCUGAGUCGUCGGCUGCCAGAUGAAAUUUCCAGGCAGUGCGAAUACCUGGAGGAUUUGAGCCUGGCGUCCAUCAGCAUGAUUCGAGAUGACCAUGUGCGCAGGAUUUUAUUGAGCUGCAAACGGCUCAGAAGAUUGGAUCUGUCAGGAUGCAAGAAUCUCUCCGUCAACCCUUUCCUUGAGGUUAUACCUCAUGCAAGAGCACUGCGCCGCCUAAACCUGUCGCUCAUACAGGCCAUCACCGAUCAGGCAGUGACUGCUAUCUAUCGAGCAUCGGUUGCCGGAGAUGGAGGCUUCGAUGCUGCUGCAAUAGCUGCGAAGUUACGCGCUGAUGCUGCAGCUGCUGAAGCAGAAGAGGAGGGAAGUGAGGAGGCAAGCGAGGAAGAGUCUGGUGGAGAAGAUGAGAAUGACAACGAAACCAAAACUCCGGAGCGGACGGCGACGUAUACAAUGCCGCUGGCACAAGACCUGUCUGCAGGUGAUGGUGCCGAAUCAUUGCUGGUGAUCGACCGAUUUGCGCAGACCCUGACCAACCCGACCGACUUGAAGGACAUCAUCUAUGUACGGCGGCUGGAAAAGGGCAAGAAAGGAAAAAAGAAGAAGAAAGGCGCCAAAACAGGGAAGAAAUGAGACCGAGCAGCAGAUCUGCAACUGGCCGGGCAAAACGUUCAAUGAGAGUGAAGGCGGUGUUAUGCAAUAUUUGCUUUGGUUUGUUCGCCAGACGCUACAUUUGAUAAUGUGCCAGAAGUCGGCAAGUUCCAGUUGGCUGUCAAAGACAUCCGCUGUAGCCUUCCCGAAGAACAUCUUCGGAAGCCGAGUUUGUGAGAGAAGGAUAAGAUGAAGAAUAUGCAAACUGUUGGUGGCAGGUGACAAUCACAAUCGGAGGGGUUGCGAAUUGGAAAGGGUGCUUGCUUUGCACCGUGUGCGACAUUCUCUGCACCUGUUGGAUCAAAGCUGCUCGCUUAGGCUGUGUUUUUCUUGUUUUUGUUUUUCUGUUUGGCUUUUGAGCGACUUGUGCAGUUUGCGUGUG